Dipodomys spectabilis (banner-tailed kangaroo rat) is the source of this 972-nucleotide messenger RNA. It is a transcript of the gene Nipal4, whose product is annotated as NIPA like domain containing 4. Gene Ontology annotation, cellular component: membrane. The transcript is spliced from 4 exons. Gene Ontology annotation, biological process: magnesium ion transport. Bases 43 to 972 code for a protein of 309 amino acids. The record is from RefSeq and is a predicted model, not a curated record. NCBI's taxonomy places the organism in Eukaryota, Metazoa, Chordata, Mammalia, Rodentia, Heteromyidae. Gene Ontology annotation, molecular function: magnesium ion transmembrane transporter activity.
CCCUCCACAGUGGACGGCGGCUAUGGGUACCUGAAGGACGCCAUGUGGUGGGCCGGAUUCGCCACCAUGUCUGCUGGAGAAGUCGCCAACUUCGGGGCCUACGCGUUUGCGCCCGCGACGGUCGUCACGCCGCUGGGAGCGCUGAGUGUCCUCAUAAGCGCUGUCUUCUCCUCCUAUUUUCUGGGAGAGAGCCUGAACCUGCUGGGGAAGUUGGGCUGUGUGAUCUGCAUGGCGGGCAGCACCGUGAUGGUGAUUCACGCCCCGGAGGAAGCCAAGGUCACCACCGUCAUGGAGAUGGCUUCCAAGAUGAAGGACACAGGGUUCAUCGUGUUCGCCGUGUUCCUGCUGGUGUCCUGCCUGGUGCUCAUCUUCAUCGUCGCCCCUCGGUACGGACAGAGGAAUAUCCUCAUUUACAUCAUCAUCUGCUCCGUGAUCGGCUCCUUCUCUGUGACAGCCGUCAAGGGGCUGGGCAUCACCAUCAGGAACUUCUUCCAGGGGCUGCCCGUCGUGCGGCAUCCCCUCCCCUACAUCCUGUCUCUCAUUCUGGCCCUUUCCAUCAGCGCUCAGGUCAACUUCCUGAACCGGGCGCUGGACAUUUUCAACACAUCGCUGGUGUUCCCUAUCUACUACGUGUUCUUCACCACGGUGGUGGUGGUCUCCUCCAUUGUGCUCUUCAAGGAGUGGCACACCAUGACCGCCGUGGACAUCGUGGGCACCUGCUCCGGCUUUGUCACCAUCAUCUUGGGGGUGUUCAUGCUCCACGCUUUCAAAGACUUGGAUGUGAGCCACACCUGUCUGCCGCACAUGCGCAAACACCCGGCGGCCCCAGGGCCCGGCCCACAGCCAACCGCCGCCGCCGCCGCCGCAGUCGUCAGACUGGAAGACAAGAAUGUCUUGGUGGACAAUAUCGAACUUUCCAGCAGCACCCCAUCCCCGGAACAGAAGCCCAAAGUGUUCACAAUCCAUUCGUAA